Messenger RNA from Rhopalosiphum padi (bird cherry-oat aphid), 501 nucleotides. RefSeq lists its product as uncharacterized. Gene Ontology annotation, molecular function: A2-type glycerophospholipase activity; structural molecule activity. The transcript has a single exon. The record is from RefSeq and is a predicted model, not a curated record. Gene Ontology annotation, biological process: phospholipid metabolic process; arachidonate secretion. The coding region runs from base 1 to 501 and encodes 166 amino acids. NCBI's taxonomy places the organism in Eukaryota, Metazoa, Arthropoda, Insecta, Hemiptera, Aphididae.
AUGCGUUCAACACGUAAGUGGGAAUCAGAUAAGACUGGCAAAGGUUUCGUAAAUUUCCUUAUAAAUAGUCUCCCGUUUGAAGCCCAUGUUCCAAAAUAUCAGUAUUGUGGACCUGGUACGAAAUUAAAAAAGAGGUUAGAUCGUGGCGAUAAAGGAAUAAACCCAUUGGAUACUGCAUGUCGUGAUCACGAUAUUGUGUAUGAAACUAGCAAAAAUUUAGAAGAUAGACAUAACGCUGAUAAGGUGUUAGAACUCCGUGCUUGGGAAAGAUUUAAAGCAAAAGAUACACCUAGAAAAGAGAAAAUUGUAGCGUACGCAGUAGCUAACACAAUGAAAGCUAAAAGAAAAAUAGGUAUGGGCUGUAAAGGUAAACGGGGACGUGUUAAUAAAAUAAAAAAUGGGACACGAGCUGCGAUAAAAAAAAAAAAGGUUAAGAAAAAUUAUAGAGGUAAAAGAAUGAUUCUAGCACCGCGGGUCAGACAGGUGGUGCAAUUCCCUUAA